AUGUCUUUUUCUAAUCCCACGUCUGACGCUACCAUCUCCAAGAAGCUCAAAUACAUUGUGAUUACGCAUGGUGAUUCCUAUAUCGGCCAGACAUUAGCUAUGCAUAUCGCUGAUCAGCUGGAUAAAGGCCAAGGUCAACUCAAGACGAAGCAUCGUGCCGUCCGAGUUUUAUGUCAAGACAAAGCCAAGUUGAAACAUCUCGAGAGAAGAGGCAUUGAAGUCAAGCAAGUCAAUUACGAAAGCCAACAUACUAUCACUGAACAGCUCAAAGUGCAUAUCAAGACCAUGAUCUAUAAUCCUUUUGCUGUAACGAUGGGCCGUAUGGUUGAGUGUGGCAUGAAUGUCCUUGAUGCAGCUAUUCGCCAAGAUGUCAAGCGUGUUGUUAUGUUAUCCAGCUUCGGUGUAAAUACCAUGGAGGCAUCCUCUGCUGUGGAUGCGCCUAUUCUUCUAUUCAAAAUGUUGGAAGCUCAUUUGCGCCAUCGCUACAAAUACGGUUCCUGGGUGGUCUAUCGCAUUCCAUUUAUUCAGCAAUACAUGUACUUUUGGAUCCACAUGCUCGAGAACAAGAACAUAUUGGGCAUGCCCAUCUCUGAAGGCGACAUGCUCAUGACAGUCAAUAUCAAGGAUGUCCAUGAAUGCGUUGCUAUGGCCUCUCUUUCCAAGAAAUCCAUGGUCUGGACCUACCAUGAACCUGAGCGUCAUUUGCAGGCCUCUACUAUCCUUCCAGGCGGUCCUGAUGGAGACACCUCAAGCAGCUCUGAUGAUAGCAGCAGCCAGCAACCAAUGGCCAUCAAGCGUGUUUACGAAUUGGUCAGUGAGCCUCUCACGCUGACUAUGAUGGCAGAUGCCAUGUCGCGCGCGCUUCGUGAAGCUGGUGGUAGUUACAAUGUUGAUGCUGCUGUAUUGACGGAUGAGCAACUGGAGAUUUAUUUGAAACUUGUUGCCAAGACCAAGCAAAGGGAUGCAGCUUCUAUGGAUGCCACUGAGUGGGGCCGUAUUUUGGAUGCUGCCAAGAUCCGCCAGUCAUCUAGCUACCAACAAGGUGUUUCCGAGCUGCUUCAAAGCAGAUCUUCUCUUGCCAGCACCACCAAGCACCGAGACCACCAGGAUAGCCCCGAUGUGUACCCUUGCCCUGCAGAUACAUUGACUCCCUUCUGUAUCCAACUCAUCUUGAAUCAUUUCAAAGUGGCUCGUAACAUGGUGAUGCCACCCUUGGUUCUCAAUAAUGACAUUCGUGAUAUCAUAGGUCGUUCUCCUAUUUCCAUGGAUGUCUUUUUCAUGUUGAAUCGAAAGCUGUUUCAUCCUCAAUAA
Molecule: messenger RNA, 1311 nt
Organism: Mucor velutinosus
Lineage: Eukaryota; Fungi; Mucoromycota; Mucoromycetes; Mucorales; Mucoraceae
Product: Myb-like domain-containing protein
Exons: 3
Coding region: 1-1311 (436 amino acids)
Source: RefSeq, a predicted model, not a curated record